Rhinichthys klamathensis goyatoka is the source of this 2991-nucleotide messenger RNA. RefSeq names its product phosphofructokinase, platelet a (gene pfkpa). Gene Ontology annotation, molecular function: 6-phosphofructokinase activity; AMP binding; monosaccharide binding. Gene Ontology annotation, cellular component: 6-phosphofructokinase complex; cytoplasm; membrane. NCBI's taxonomy places the organism in Eukaryota, Metazoa, Chordata, Actinopteri, Cypriniformes, Leuciscidae. The coding region runs from base 3 to 2519 and encodes 838 amino acids. The transcript has 23 exons. The record is from RefSeq and is a predicted model, not a curated record. Gene Ontology annotation, biological process: fructose 1,6-bisphosphate metabolic process; fructose 6-phosphate metabolic process; canonical glycolysis.
AAAUGGCUCAGCCAGACAAUAAGAAGUUCUUUGAGAACCUGACGGGCGCUGGGAAAUCUAUAGCAGUGCUGACGAGCGGAGGAGAUGCUCAAGGGAUGAAUGCUGCUGUUCGGGCUGUUGUCCGUAUGGGAAUCUAUGUAGGAGCCAAAGUCUACUUCGUUCAUGAGGGUUAUCAGGGUAUGGUGGAUGGAGGCGACAACAUCAAGGAGGCGAAAUGGGAGAGUGUGUCCAGCAUGCUGCAAGUGGGCGGCACUGUUAUCGGCAGCGCACGAUGCAAAGAUUUCCGCACGCAUGAGGGUCGUCUGAAGGCGGCUCAUAACCUGGUGAAAAGGGGGAUCACCAACCUGUGCGUGAUUGGAGGAGACGGCAGUUUGACCGGGGCCAAUCUCUUCAGAGAGGAGUGGAGCGGCCUGCUGGCAGAGCUGGUCCAGCAAGAUCUGAUUGAUGAGGAGGCGGCUCAGAAAUACUCUGCUCUUCACAUUGUGGGCAUGGUGGGCUCUAUUGACAAUGACUUCUGUGGCACCGACAUGACAAUAGGAACAGACUCAGCCCUCCACAGAAUCAUUGAGGUGGUGGAUGCAAUCAUGACUACAGCUCAGAGUCACCAGAGGACAUUUGUGCUGGAGGUGAUGGGCAGGCAUUGUGGCUAUCUGGCAUUGGUGAGCGCCCUGGCAUGUGGAGCUGACUGGGUGUUGAUUCCUGAAAUGCCCCCUGAGGAUGGCUGGGAAGAGAAAAUGUGUCAAAAACUCUCUGCGAAACGGGCAGGAAUGAAAAGGCUGAAUAUCAUAAUAGUAGCUGAAGGUGCGAUUGAUCGUAACAACCAGCCCAUUACCUCAGAACAUGUAAAGAAUCUGGUGGUUCAGUGUCUGGGCUUCGACACGCGUGUGACCAUCCUGGGCCACGUCCAGAGAGGAGGGACCCCCUCAGCAUUUGACAGGAUUCUGGCCAGUCGCAUGGGUGUGGAGGCGGUUCUGGCGCUGCUUGAGACCACUGCAAACACGCCAGCCUGCGUGGUGUCUCUGUGUGGGAACCAGUCUGUGCGGCUGCCCCUCAUGGAGUGUGUGCAGAUGACUCAGCAGGUGCAGAAGGCCAUGGAUGAGAAGAAGUUUGAAGAGGCAGUGCGGCUACGUGGCAGGAGCUUUGAGAACAACCUGAGGACUUACAAACUGCUGGCUCACCGUAAACCAGAGUCUGAACUUCCACACAGCAAUUAUAACGUGGCUGUGUUGAACGUGGGCGCCCCCGCGGCGGGCAUGAACGCAGCCGUGCGCUCGGCUGUCAGAGUGGGCAUCUCCGAGGGACACAAAAUGUUUGCUGUCAGUGACGGUUUUGAAGGAUUCUAUAAGGGACAGAUAAAAGAGGUCAAAUGGGCAGAUGUUGGUGGAUGGACGGGCCAGGGUGGAUCCCUCCUGGGAACUAAACGAACGCUUCCUGCAAAGUACAUUGAAAAAAUAGCAGAACAGAUGCGGAAGUAUAACAUCAAUGCAUUGUUAGUGAUCGGAGGAUUUGAGGCCUACCUGGGGAUCAUGGAGUUGUUAGCAGCCCGCGGGAUUUAUGAGGAGUUGUGUGUGCCAAUGGUCAUGGUGCCGGCCACCGUCUCCAACAAUGUGCCCGGCUCAGACCUCAGCAUUGGCGCAGACACGGCUCUGAACGCUAUCACUGAUGCAUUAGAGUGUCUGCUGCAGCUGAAUGAGGCUCGGUCCCACUAUGAGGAGUUUUGCAUCCCGCUCUGUAUGCUGCCUGCAACCAUUAGUAACAAUGUCCCCGGCACUGACCUUAGUAUCGGGGCAGAUACGGCCCUCAAUGCCAUUGUGGAGACAUGUGACCGUAUCAAGCAGUCCGCCAGCGGGACGAAGCACCGUGUGUUCAUCAUCGAGACGAUGGGGGGGUACUGUGGUUACCUGGCCAGUGUUGGUGGUCUAGCGGCUGGAGCAGACGCUGCGUACAUCUAUGAGGAACCGUUUGACAUCAGAGACCUACAGUCGAAUGUAGAGCACUUGACAGAGAAAAUGAAGACCAGCAUUCAGAGAGGACUAAUCCUGAGGAAUGAGAACAGUAAUGAAAACUACACCACAGACUUCAUCUAUCAGCUCUAUUCUGAGGAGGGCAGGGGAGUGUUUGACUGCAGGAAGAAUGUUCUGGGUCACAUGCAGCAGGGUGGUGCUCCUUCUCCAUUUGACCGUAACUUUGGGACCAAAAUCGCUGCUAAGGCCAUGCAGUGGAUCACCAAGAAACUGAACGAAAGCUACAGACAAGGGAGAGUGUUUGCUAACACAGAGGACUCGGCCUGUUUGCUGGGCAUGCGGCGUCGCGCUAUGGUUUUCCAGCCUGUGGUUCAGCUGAAAGAUGAGACUGACUUUGUUCACAGAAUCCCUAAGGAACAGUGGUGGCUGAAGUUACGUCCACUCAUGAAGAUCCUAGCCAAGUACAAGACCAGCUACGACGUGUCAGACUCGGGACAGCUGGAACACGUGGCCCUGAACCGACCCAGAGAGUCUGAGGCCACGGCUGCCAUUUAAACUCAUCCAAAUAUCGGCGGCGUUCAAAGGUCACGCUUCAGACGGGCCUGUCUGUCCCGCGAGCGCUGUCGCCGACGCUUCUGUUCUCCGGGCCCGCUUUUUUUUUUUGUCAUCGCUGUGUUGGAAAAAUGUCACCCUUUGUUAUUUUACAGAAAUCAGUGUUAAUCGUAGGAGAGUGUAAGACGCUGUGCGGUUUGGUUUGACUGUGUUAUGCCCUCUCUCUCUCCUGUCGCUGUGCUCCGAGCGACGCACUCGCUGUCACCCCGCCAUGUCUGCAAUAGUGUUACGCUUCAAAGCACAUUUCUCUCUCUGAAGUUCUCAGAAAGAAGGAAAAAUCCCACUUUCCGGUGUCAAGCGCUGUAUGCGGCGAGGUCCACAUUGCUAGAGCACCGUUUGAUGUUUGAAUGUAUUGCAUCAAGUGUUAACAUUUGCCUGACCAAUAAAGACCACAAUCACAAAGUGUGAAAAUCAA